AUGAGACUGCUGCAGUUCGGAUCAAUAGUGGCAUGGUACGUGGUGAAGAGCAAGGAGCAGGGGCUGAAGCUGGAUCUGCUUAAUGUCACCUGGCCGCAGUGGACUGCCUUCUUCGCCCUCGUAUUCAUUGGGCAGGUGCUGAAUAUUUCAGUCUACAACACGCUGAGCACGAACGGGGUAUACUAUGGCACCAAGCUUGGGAAGAAGGUGGCCUGGGUGCGGGGGUUUCCCUUCAACACAGUCAGCCACCCGCAGUAUCUUGGAGCAGUGCUGACAGUCUGGGGCGUUGCCUCUCUCCUGUGGGAUGUCUCACCUCCAGGGCUGUUGAUACUGGCUGGCUACUGGACGGCGCUCUAUGCCAUGACUGCAUUCUGGGAGCAGUUCCUGUAG
Molecule: messenger RNA, 390 nt
Organism: Coccomyxa subellipsoidea C-169
Lineage: Eukaryota; Viridiplantae; Chlorophyta; Trebouxiophyceae; Coccomyxaceae
Exons: 3
Coding region: 1-390 (129 amino acids)
Biological process (GO): phosphatidylcholine biosynthetic process
Molecular function (GO): S-adenosylmethionine-dependent methyltransferase activity; oxidoreductase activity, acting on the CH-CH group of donors
Source: RefSeq, a predicted model, not a curated record